GCCUUCAAUGCAGAAUCCCACCAAGGUAAUUAUCUUCCCAUCCCUCUCCGUAGCUAUGCUAAUAUAUGCUAAUAUAUGCUAAUUGAUUCAUGUUAACACGUGUGACAUUUCAUAAGUCGCCAUUUGUAAUACAAUAACAUUUGCUGGAUCUAAUAGACUAGAAUAAUAGAAUAAUUUUCAUUAAAUCAUCUAAUGUUUGUCGUUCAUAAUUGUUUGGAGGACUAACAGCACGAUGGUGCUGAUUUAUCAUAUCGUUGAUUUCGUUGAUUUCGUUGAUUUCGUUGUCAUAUUCAGCAGUUCAUUUGAUUUCUUUUCAGAUACAAGCCCAGCUUGUUCCUUAGCGCUCCCAGACGCUCUGUUAGCAUCACAGCAGCCUCCAGCACAAAGUCCAAAGCCUGAUAGAGCAGCCAAGCUAGCUAGCUUUGCAAUGGAGAUCAGUGUGGAGCGUGAUAGGAGGACGGGGGCAUGUCAGGUGGUGUCCACAGCCACCGUCAGCACAGAAGACAUCAAGCAGAGGGGAUUCAAGGUCUACGACGAUGGCCGCAAAUCUAUAUAUGCUAUCAACCCCGACGGAGGCCAAGUCCAGGCUGACGGUGAUGCUCACAUGACGAGCGAGCAGGCCGAAGAGCUUCUACGUCAGGCCACAGAUGAGAAGGUACCCAGCGAGGUGCAGUACCACCAUCCAGUCUACUCGUCUGCAAGACCAAAGACGCGUAUCUCCCAAGCUAAGCGACAGCAUGUGGACCUCAACAUCCAUGGCAAGACCCUCAAUGGCGAGGAAGUGGAGCAGUCCAAACCUGGAGAUCUAAACCACACAGUUCUUGUCCCAAUCCAAGCCAGGUCCCAAGAGAAGCCAAAAGCCUUCCAGCCUGUCAGUGCGGGCUUGGAUGGGGGUGGACCUUCACCGCUUGAAGCCGGUCGUUUGACCGAGAGCUUCGACAACGUUACCUCAGCAAAGCUGGUCAACACCCUGCCGCGGGAAGCCGACUCCACACCGGUCACCAUGAUCUUCAUGGGCUAUGAGACCGCCCUGGGUGACCCGGGGGAAGACUUCCAGGCAGAACUGGUCAUUGUAGGAAACAGCGAUGAUGAUGAUGAUGGUGAAGACAAAGAGGAGUUGCUCUCCUACCAUCCUGAGGGAUACAAGAGCAAAGUGUUCCAGCCUGAAGACUGCUUGAAAACGUCCGUCAGCCCAAACCGGAACCCUUCAGGUCUCCACAGGCCGACGUUCAGCCGCAAGUCCCACAAGGAAAACACGGGACCGCGAACGUGACG
This is a messenger RNA of Doryrhamphus excisus (bluestripe pipefish), 1275 nucleotides long. The record is from RefSeq and is a predicted model, not a curated record. Lineage: Eukaryota; Metazoa; Chordata; Actinopteri; Syngnathiformes; Syngnathidae.